Messenger RNA from Fusarium proliferatum ET1, 117 nucleotides. RefSeq lists its product as uncharacterized. The record is from RefSeq and is a predicted model, not a curated record. The coding region runs from base 1 to 117 and encodes 38 amino acids. Lineage: Eukaryota; Fungi; Ascomycota; Sordariomycetes; Hypocreales; Nectriaceae. The transcript has a single exon.
AUGGCAGCUACCUACCUUACCCAGUCACUUUUCGAGGUCGUGCUUACCUCCAACUUAGAUUGGAAGGAACCUUCCUACGAAGCCAGCUCAACCCCAACCAUAGCCAGCGCCGAUUAA